Molecule: messenger RNA, 171 nt
Organism: Mesocestoides corti
Lineage: Eukaryota; Metazoa; Platyhelminthes; Cestoda; Cyclophyllidea; Mesocestoididae
Source: the annotation of a GenBank genome assembly
GAGCAGCAAUCACAGCAGCGCCAACACUCGCCCUCACGUAAACUCACCAGUAUCCUCGCAUCACACAAUUUGGCCAGUCGACGCAUUCUGUCCGACGGCGCGCUUGCCAACUGUCCACUUGACUGUUCAGCGUGGCUCAACCUCUCCCGUGGCUCCAUGGUUGUGAAAUGA